Molecule: messenger RNA, 3230 nt
Organism: Papaver somniferum (opium poppy)
Lineage: Eukaryota; Viridiplantae; Streptophyta; Magnoliopsida; Ranunculales; Papaveraceae
Product: pentatricopeptide repeat-containing protein At4g01570-like
Exons: 1
Coding region: 156-2633 (825 amino acids)
Molecular function (GO): protein binding
Source: RefSeq, a predicted model, not a curated record
UUAAGUGGGAAAAUGUGUGAAGAGAGUGAUGGGUGAAAAUCUAAAACCCGUAAUUCCAAUCAAAAUGUUUUGAUUUUGAUUGGGAUUUCUCUUGAUUCAUCAAGUGAUGUUAACUGUGAAAAAUCAAAUCUUUAGUUGUUUCUUUCUCUAAGUCAAUGUGCUGGGCGGCAACUCGACCAGCACUGAUUAAACUAUCUCCAUUCCUGUUUCAUCGAUUCGUCAUACCUUCACUAACAAUGUGCAAUAGAAAAAAACAAACCCUAGAUUUUUCAACUUUUAAAAAAACUCCUUCAUCAGAACUUGAAAACCUUCUCAUUGUUGCCUCUAUUUCAAAAACCCUAAUCAAGUCUGGUACUCGAAAUCUCGAUUAUGAUUCAAUCCCUCUAUCUGAAUCUAUUGUUCUUUUAGUUCUCCAAAGGAGUUCAGUUCAUACAUUUGAGAAAAUCGAUUUUUUAAAAUGGGUUUCUUCUGGGCAUAAUUACAAACACUCUGCAAGCACGUAUUCAGCUAUGUUUCACGUAAUUUGUCGGUCUGGGUGUCUUCAGGAAAUUUUUCCUUUGUUAGAGUUGAUGAGAAAAGAUGAUGUUGUUAUUGAUUCUGCGACGUUUAAGUUAAUUCUCGUCUCCUUUAUCAAUUCAGGUAAUCUUGAUUCAGCUUUGAAAUUAAUAAGUGAAGUGGAAACAAUAGUGACUAGUUUGAAUCCACACAUGUAUAAUUCUGUUCUUAUUGCUUUUCUUAGAAAAAAGCAAGUGACUGUCGCAUUAGGUAUGUUUAAAACGCUUUUAGCCAGUCCUAAUGGUGGUGAUGCUUUUGUUCCCGACACUUUACUAUGUAAUGAAAUGUUUGUUGCUUUGAGAAAAGCAGACAUGAGGGUAGAAUUCAAACAAGUUUUUGAGAUAUUGAGAGACAAAAAAGGGUUUGAAUUGGAUACAUGGGGUUAUAAUAUAUGCAUUCAUGCAUUUGGGUGUUGGGGUGAUUUAACUACUUCCUUGAAAUUGUUUAAAGAGAUGAAAGAACAAGAACAUAAUUCAGGAUCUUCAGGGCCAGAUUUGUGUACUUACAAUAGUUUAAUACGUGUUCUUUGCGCGGUUGGAAAGGUUAAAGAUGCUUUGAUUGUUUGGGAGGAGUUGAAAGGCUCAGGUCAUGAUCCUGAUGCUGUUUCGUACCGAACUAUCAUUCAAGGGUGCUGCAAAACUUACAGGAUAGAUGAUGCAACAAGGAUAUUCAGUGAAAUGAAAUACAGCGGAUUUCGUCCAGAUACUCUCGUUUAUAAUUCAGUCCUUGAUGGGUUGUUUAAGGCGAGGAAGAUGAGAGAAGCAUGCCAGUUUUUUGAGACGAUGGUUCAAGAUGGAGUUAGAGCUUCAUGCUGGUCUUACAAUAUCUUGAUCGAUGGCUUAUUCAGAAAUGGAAGAGCUGAGGCUGCUUAUACACUAUUUUGUGACUUGAAAAAGAAGGGAGAGUUUGUUGAUGGUGUUACUUACAGCAUUGUUAUCUUGCACUUAUGCAAGGAGGGUCUAUUAGAAGGAGCAUUGGAAUUCGUAGAAGAAAUGGAAGCUAGGGGUUUUGUGGUUGAUCUGGUUACAAUAACGUCUCUUUUGAUCGAGAUCUAUAAGCAACACAGGUGGGAUCAGACUGAGAGACUGUUGAAGGUCAUCAGGGAUAGCAGUAUAUUGCCAGAGGUUCUCAGGUGGAAAGAUAACAUGGAGGUCGCAAUGAAGGGUCCUCAUGGAAGAACAAAAGACUUUACCUCAAUGUUCCCUUCUAAAGGAAAUUUGAGUGAGAUAAUGGAUUUUAUAAGUUGGUUACAUCCUAAUACAGGAGAGUGUAGCAAUCUUGUUGCAGAAGGUGAAGCCGAAUCUGAAUUGACUUCUUCUUCCACCUAUAAUUGGUCGCCAUCUCCUUACAUGGAUAAACUUGUGGAUCAAAUAGGAUCCUCCAACAGUUCUCUUAAGUUUUCAGUAUCUAGGAGUCGUAGAGUUCAAGAAAAAGGGAUAAGAUCAUUUGACAUUAAUAUGGUUAAUACGUUCUUAUCGAUCUUUUUGGCUAAGGGAAAUUUAAGCUUAGCUUGCAAAUUAUUUGAGAUUUUCACUGAGAAGGGCGUGAAUCCUGCGAGCUACACUUAUAAUUCGAUGAUGACUUCUUUCAUCAAGAAGGGAUACUUUAAUGAGGCGGGGGGUAUUCUGCAUGAGAUGGGUGAAAAUCUCUGUCCAGCGGACAUUGGAACGUAUAAUAUCUUAAUCCAAGGCUUGGGAAAGAUGGGUAGAGCAGAUUUGGCGGGCGCCGUUCUCGAUCAGUUGGAGAAGCAAGGUGGAUAUCUGGAUAUUGUUAUGUAUAAUACCUUAAUUAAUGCAUUAGGAAAGGCUGGGCGAAUUGAAGAAGUGAAUCAGAUGUUUGAGCAGAUGGGGAAGAGUGGGAUUCGUCCUGAUAUCUUCACGUACAAUAUACUCAUUGAGGUUCACAGCAAGGCUAGUCGAGUGGAUGAAGCACGCAAGUUCUUCCAGAUGAUGUUGGACAAUGGUUGCUCCCCUAAUCGUGUUACACACACAACCUUGGAGUUUCUUGGAAAAGAGAUUGAGAGGUUGAGAUAUCAAAAGGCGUCAAUCAAAUUGAACAACAAGGAUGAUACUACGUGAGCAUCAGUUUUGCUCGCAUUUGUAUGUAAAGUCUACACAAGAAGACCAUAACCAGCUAUAGCCAUCAACGGUGAAAGUGGGAAUCAGUGUGGUUAAUUUCAUCUGGAACGCAGUUUUUUUCAAUGCAUUUCAAGAUGAAGCCAGAAUUGUUACUCCUGCAGUAGAUCCUGCUGUGGUCGAAACUUGCAGUAAUGCUGGUCUUGAACGAAAGAGCUACUGCAGUGUCGAUGACGGUCACGGUUUCAGUGGGACACUCAGUUUGCAGUCGUCCUGGAAAGAUGCAGUUCAGGAUAUCUUUGUUCCUCUGAAAGCUCGGCUUCCUCGUACACACAGUGGAGCUUAAACCCCGUUGUGCUGGGUUCUUAUUCGUUGUUACACCCUGAAAUGUUUCAUAUUUUUAUAAUGGUUUCCCCAGCACAGAAUCAUGUAAUGUUGUAUUAUUCAUGUAAGAGAAAGAAAGAGUUCAACGAUCUGUGUCACUGUUGAGUUUAAGAGCGUACCUGGAGCCGAGCUCAACUAACAGUGACAUAUCAGCAAAUAAAUAUCUUGGAAAUUUUCCAUAAAUUUGAUGAUUAUAUACAACUUGCACAUGAUAAA